GAGAGGGAGAUAGCGAUUAUGAAGCUUAUCGAACAUCCGCACGUCCUCGGCCUCUACGAUGUGUACGAGAACAAGAAAUAUCUGUACCUGGUGCUGGAACACGUCUCAGGUGGGGAACUCUUCGACUACCUCGUCAAGAAGGGAAGGUUAACACCUAAGGAAGCGCGCAGGUUUUUCAGACAAAUCAUCUCGGCCUUAGACUUCUGCCACAGCCACUCCAUAUGCCAUCGGGACCUCAAGCCGGAGAAUUUACUGCUGGACGAGAAAAACAGCAUCAGGAUCGCAGACUUCGGCAUGGCGUCGCUGCAGCCCGAGGGUUCCAUGUUGGAGACGUCCUGCGGCUCCCCGCACUACGCCUGCCCGGAGGUGAUACGGGGGGAGAAGUACGACGGUCGGCGGGCGGAUGUGUGGUCGUGCGGCGUGAUCCUGUACGCCCUGCUGGUGGGUGCGCUGCCCUUCGACGACGACAACCUCCGCCAGCUGCUGGAGAAGGUGAAGCGCGGCGUGUUCCACAUCCCCCACUUCGUGCCCCCGGACUGCCAGGACCUGCUGCGGGGCAUGAUCGAGGUCAACCCGGAGAAGAGGUUCACGCUGGAGGAGAUCAACAAGCACCCGUGGGUCAUCGCAGGGGGUAAGGGCGAGCUGGAGCUGGAGCGGCCGAUGAUGGAGGUGGUACAGACUCACAUCAUCCCCACCAAGGACAGCAUCGACCCUGACGUCAUACGGAACAUGGCGUCGCUCGGCUGCUUCAAGGACAAGGAUAAAGUGAUGCUUGACCUCCUUGACCCCUGCCACAACACGGAGAAGGUCAUCUACUUCCUGCUGCUGGACCGGAAGAGACGGAAACCUGCGUGCGAGGACGAGAACGAGAUCAUCCACAGGUACCGCUCGGAGUCCGCGGACCCGCCCAGGAAGCGGGUGGACACGUGCUCCGUCAACGGCACCAUGUCUCACUUCGAGCGGCUGGCGGAGGGCUCGCCGAUCACCCCGCGGCGGAACAUCGCUCACCAAUCCUCACACACCCUUCCGUGCAGCCGUCGUCGCUCCGCCAACAACAACAACAGCGGCUCACACUCGCCUCUCCACUCGAACAACGUCACGCCCACUGCCUCGCCCCUCUCCUCGCCUCGCACCUCCCGCCACCACCACCACCACUCCCAGCAGCACCACCACAGCACCACCAGCAGCAGCACCAGCACCAGCGGAGUCAGCACCGUCACCAGCACCACAGCAGGGAACCAGCAGUCGGGCACGAUCACCCCAGGGGAUGACAGUAACCCCCCCUCCGCCCCGGGCUCCCCCUACUCCGCCCCCUACUGGAAGUCUCGCCUCAACACCAUCAAAAACUCCUUCCUAGGCUCCCCGCGCUUCCACAGGAGGAAACUUCAAGUCCCAACAGACGAGGUCCAUCUCACUCCAGAGUCCUCUCCGGAACUCACCAAGAAGUCAUGGUUUGGUUCCCUCAUGAGCACUGAAAGGGAUGAGACCUACACCAUUCUGGUCAAGGACAAGGCUCUGGCCACUGUCAAGGCCGACCUCAUCCAUGCUUUCCUCUCUGUAAGGGCCCGCAAGGUGGCAGAGCUGAGCCAUAGUGUCACCUCACCCAUGAGCUUCCGGGUGGAGUAUAAAAGAGGCAGUGCAGGGCCGGCAGUGUUCCAGAGACACGUGAGGUUCCAGGUGGACAUCACACCGGUGUAUUCCCCAAAUGAUCCCAAUCCACUCUACGCUAUUAACUUCAUCCUGCUCUCUGGUAUGAUGGGUAACAUCCGGCGGUUUCGACGCAUCUGCGAACACAUUCAGGCACAAGUGUGUAGCCGGCGGCCCCCAGCCUCCCCCAGGGUGGGCCGAAAGUUCACCACGGAGUUGUCCGAGUCUUCUUCCUGUGGCUCCGACACCUCUGAGCGGCUCUCUCCGUUCCCCCAGGGCAAACAGGUGAGCCAACCGCUCACCUCCACCCUCCCCCUUAUGGCGGAGAGUGACGUAGAAAGCGAUGUGUCCCAGUCUGAUGGGAAGAAUCUAAGUGGCCGGGGUGGUACAGACUCUCCACAGCCCAACGUGUCUAAUGGACGCAGUACUUCAGACCCCGAGACGCAACAGCUGGGCUCGUCUGACCUGGCCACGUAGUCCAGGGCAGUGCGGGCCCACUCUGGUGAAGAUGCCAGCACCAGCGCCCAACUGCCUCCACCUUCCUGCCAGGCGGCCCCUGUGAUCAGGCCCACGUGUUCCGUCGAGAAGAACAUUUGCUCAUCAGGACAGAAUAUCAUUUAGGGAUGCAUAAUGCCAUGGCAAACGGCUGAAGUUUGGUUGCCAACGUGAUUCGAUAAACUUGUCCAUAUAUUUACGUAUGGUAAGCCAACUAACUUUGAAGUUAUUUGUUAUUACCCCUAAGGACGAAUGAAAUAGGUAGUGCUUGCUGGUAUGAUCAGUGUUGUGUUUUGUCUGGGAAAGGUUUCUUCUGAAAAAUGCAAGAGGUACUCUUAGCUUAAAGUUUCUUGUUGAUAGGCUUCCUGACAUCUAACUACUGGUGGAGCAAGGUACUGUGACUUCUUGCUUGAGACUAUAUUAUUAAACUCGUUUUAUACCGUAAUUAGGAAAGCAUUUUAUAGGUCUAGUGACAAAGGUGAAACCUACUCUUUCUCUCAUUUCUUGUGCAAGACAGAAACAGGCCAAAAACUGAUAACACUUCAACAAGUGACAGUGGAACCUCGCCAGGUGAUAUCGUCCUCAGAGUGCUGGCCGGGAGUGUGAGUCUGCUCGCUGAGCUGCAAGCAUCAAACCUAUUUUUUCUCAGGCAGAACUGUAUGAGGCAGCGUAUGUGCAUGUGGGGCAGAAAACUGACAACUGGUCAAAAAGUUUCCCUAGCGAAUCUCAGCAAUACUAUAACAUAAAACUAUUAU
This is a messenger RNA of Eriocheir sinensis (Chinese mitten crab), 2897 nucleotides long. RefSeq names its product serine/threonine-protein kinase BRSK2-like (gene sff). Bases 19 to 2124 code for a protein of 701 amino acids. Gene Ontology annotation, cellular component: cytoplasm. The transcript is spliced from 11 exons. Gene Ontology annotation, molecular function: tau-protein kinase activity; ATP binding; protein serine/threonine kinase activity. Gene Ontology annotation, biological process: microtubule cytoskeleton organization; protein phosphorylation; intracellular signal transduction. NCBI's taxonomy places the organism in Eukaryota, Metazoa, Arthropoda, Malacostraca, Decapoda, Varunidae. The record is from RefSeq and is a predicted model, not a curated record.